AUGUCAAAAGCACAGCUACGUAAGCGCCAAAAGCUUCUGCAGAAAGAGGAGAGGCACAAGAAGGCCCAAGAGCAUCUGGCUGCAGACCGCAAGCUGCAACAACAGACCCAAGCACGUGCAGAGGCCGAGGAAACCGGCGACAUGAAGACCAAGUACGGUGUUCUGCCCCUCAACUACUACGCUCCCGCACAGCCUGCCGGUGAGAAGAAGGUCAACCUGCUCGAGCUGUCUGAGAGAGACGUUGGCUCAUGGGUCACCUUCCGUGCUCGCGUCCACAUGAUCCGCCAGAUCAGCAGCCGUCGUGUCUUUGUCUCGUUCCGUCAACAGACUGCUUCGAUCCAGGGUGUCUUGCACGAGCACGCUGGUGUUUCGCUAGGUAUGGUCUACUGGGCCAAGCAUCUCAAGCUUGAGUCGGUCGUGCGUGUGCGCGCUGUCGUUCAAGAACCCAAGGCCAAGCAGGGCAAGAUUACUGGCUGUUCCAUCGGAAACCUCGAAGUCUCAAUUCAUGAGCUACACGUCGAGGGCUCCAGAACCGCCCCUCUGCCCUUCAACGUCGCCGAAGCUGAGGUCACUCGCGAACAAGCAGAGCUUACCAAGAACGCCCGUCAGCACAUCGGUGACCGCACCCGUCUCGCCAACCGCAUUCUCGAUCUCCGCACCAACACGUCCCAAAGUAUCUUCCGUGUGCAGUCUGGUGUCUCAUCCUUCUUCCGCGAAUACCUCCGUGGCCAAGGCUUCAUGGAAAUCCACACACCCAAGCUGCAAGGCGGUGCUACCGAAUCUGGUGCUAGUGUGUUCAAGGUCGACUACUUCGGCAGACCGGCUUUCCUGGCUCAGUCACCUCAGUUGGCUAAGCAGAUGUGUAUUUCGGCCGACUUUGGCAAGGUCUUUGAGAUCGGUGCCGUCUUCCGUGCUGAAAACAGUAACACACACAGACACAUGACCGAGUACACCGGUCUGGAUCUGGAGAUGGCCAUCGAUGAGCAUUACCACGAAGUCCUUCGUGUUCUUGAUGGUCUCUUCAAGUUCAUGUUCAAGAGCGUCUACGAGAACUACCGCCACGAAAUCGACACACUGAAGAAGCACUUCCCUCACGAGGAUCUUGUCUGGCUCGAUAAGACUCCCAUCAUCCCCUUCGCCGAGGGCAUCCGUCUCCUCAACGACUCUGGCUGGAGAGACGAUCACGGCAACCCUCUUCCCGAAGAUGAGGAUCUCGGUACCCGCGACGAAAUCCAGCUCGGAAAGGUCAUCAAGCAAGUUUACGGCACAGAUUACUACGUCCUCGACAAGUUCCCUGCAGGUGCCAGACCUUUCUACGCCAUGCCCGACCCCAACAACCCCAAGAUAACCAACUCGUUUGAUAUUUUCCUUCGUGGCCAAGAAAUUCUCUCUGGUGGUCAGCGUAUUCACGACGAGAAGAUGUUGAUCAAGCAGAUGGAGCGAUUGAAGAUGGACCCCAGCACGCUGGAUGAGUACAUGCAAGGAUUUGCCUGGGGAGCUCCUCCUCACGGUGGUGGUGGUAUCGGUUUGGAGCGUAUGCUGAUGUUGCUGCUCUCUCUUGGUGACAUUCGCCAUGCCACUCUCUUCCCUCGCGAUCCCAAGUCCCUCCCCGCAAAGCCCGUCGUCAAGCAACUCAGACAUCCCGAAGCCAGCACAUUGCACCCUCCGUGGGAAGGUCAAGACCGCCACGCUGCCGGCAUGGAGCUUCCUUCCGUCGAGAUGCUCAUCGCCAACUACGGAGAUGCUUCCAACACCUCUUGGCUCGAGCCUCGCACCGAGAUCUGGAGAGACGACGCUACCGGUGCCGCCGUCGGUUUUGUGCCUCACCAAGGCUAUGCCAUCACCGUUGGUGACCCGCUUUGCCACAAGAGUCAGUACGCCCGUACUAUUGCAGGAUACUUGCACUACAUCAAGAAAGAGCGUGGAAUCAAGCCCCUGUGGCUGUUGUGUGGUGGUGACACUGAGGAAGUCCUGGCGUCGCACCAAUUCGAUUGGCGUACAUUCUCAGUCGCUGCUGAGCAGCGUCUCGAUCCUGGCAACAACCCGGCUGUGCACGAUCACGACAUCCAGCGUAAGAUCCGCCACGCGAGCAAGGAAGGCGUCAAGGUGCACGAUUACCCGCUCGGCACACCAGUACCGGCUGAGAUCAAGCAAAAGAUUGACGGCCGUGUCAAGGACUGGCUGGCCAACCGCAAGGGCAAGCAGGUCCAUCUCACAGAUGUUCACCCUUGGCAAGAUGAGGCUCAUCGUCAAUACCACUACACUACCGACAAGGACGGCCAAAUCGCUGGCUUCGUCAUCAUGGCCCAGCUGUCGCCCGACCAUGGCUGGCAAGUCAAGUUCUCGCUUGAUUUCCCCGGAGCACCCUCAGGUGCCAUUGAGAUGCUCGUUAUGCACGCGCUUUCGCAAUGUGCGGCCGGCGGUGCCACGUCGGUCACGUUCGGUGGUGGUGCCAGCUCCAAGCUGACUCCCGGUCACAACCUGAAGGGUACCCGUAUCAAGGUUCUCAGCAAAGCCUACCAUGCCAUCGCCACUGAGCUCAAGCUCACGGCCAAGUCAGAGUUCAGAGAGAAGCUCGGUGCCCAGGAUGACCCCAUCUACGUGUGUUACCCACCACACGGCCUCGGACCUGGAGGUGUCAAGGCAAUCUUGACCUUCUUCGAGGACACGGAUGAUGGCAACAACUAG
Aureobasidium namibiae CBS 147.97 is the source of this 2688-nucleotide messenger RNA. Its product is annotated as aspartyl-tRNA synthetase. Gene Ontology annotation, biological process: aspartyl-tRNA aminoacylation. The record is from RefSeq and is a predicted model, not a curated record. Gene Ontology annotation, molecular function: ATP binding; aspartate-tRNA ligase activity; RNA binding. The transcript has a single exon. Lineage: Eukaryota; Fungi; Ascomycota; Dothideomycetes; Dothideales; Saccotheciaceae. Gene Ontology annotation, cellular component: cytoplasm; cytosol; aminoacyl-tRNA synthetase multienzyme complex. Bases 1 to 2688 code for a protein of 895 amino acids.